Aspergillus viridinutans is the source of this 657-nucleotide messenger RNA. RefSeq lists its product as uncharacterized. The coding region runs from base 1 to 657 and encodes 218 amino acids. The transcript has a single exon. The record is from RefSeq and is a predicted model, not a curated record. NCBI's taxonomy places the organism in Eukaryota, Fungi, Ascomycota, Eurotiomycetes, Eurotiales, Aspergillaceae.
AUGGACUACCGCAACAGCAAAUUCUACCAGUACACACUGAGAACAUGCACGGGCACAGGGCAGACAUCAGAAGUGAGCACAUACCCGCAUCGACAAUUCUUCGGGAUAGGCAACAACCAAUUUAAAGGCGAAUACUGUUAUCCGAAGGUCAGAAGCACACACUGGCUACGAUGGGCGGAUAAGAAGCUUCAGGAUGAUAGAUGGCAUUAUUCUCGUCGGGCCGACCAUUAUGGGAAGGUGCCCAUUGAUGAGUUCCUCACCCUGGAGAAUGAAACGUUUGCAGGUCAUCAGCCAGGCUUGUCCGACGUGGCACUUGUUCAGGAUUACUUGUGUCGGAAAGGUCUGCCGGCGGAGCUGGUGUUGAACGUCAUGGAGCUCGCUGGGUAUGAGCCGGUAGGACGAUUGAACGAGCCACAUGAUCCGUUCCACCCAUCAAAUCGCAAAGAAUUGGCUCAGUACCUCACAUAUUGUUGGCGACUGCUAGUCCACUGCGACGUGAUGGCCAAGGCUCUUGGCAUGAAACUUCCAUGGGAAGAACUUCUCGGCGACUGUAUCGCUGACUUCUGGGCUGAUGACAGCCGCGGUGCUGGGAGAUUCUUUUGGUAUACACUGGAUGAGUACAAUGUCAGGAUGCACAAAAUUUUCGUCAAGCCUUGA